This is a messenger RNA of Notolabrus celidotus (New Zealand spotty), 1215 nucleotides long. RefSeq lists its product as uncharacterized. Lineage: Eukaryota; Metazoa; Chordata; Actinopteri; Labriformes; Labridae. The record is from RefSeq and is a predicted model, not a curated record.
CUUUGUUAGGUUCAGUGAAGCUCGAUCAGGAGAAGAUAUCUAGGAUAUGUUGAACUCACUUCGCAGUAUACCCCUCUGAUACUUCAUGAACGGCUUCCCAUACCUCGGCAAGGAUGACACAAGACCAGCCCAUCAACGCCUGGGGGAUAGUGUGGUCAUGAAGCUGGUGGAGCCAUAUGUAGGAAAGGGAAGAAAUGUAACAACAGACAAUUUUUUCACAUCCCUUAACCUGGCCAAAAAACUGCUGCAGAAGAACACCAGCUUGGUCGGUACCAUGAACAAAGCCAAUAGAGAGCUGCCGCCUUCAGUCCGGGUGCAGAGUGCAGAGAGGUUUGCUACAACGAUCCUCAAACAUGAGCGGGCAACCCUAACGGUUUACCAAGGGAAACCAAGGAAGAGUGUGGCACUCCUGAGCACCAUGCACCCAACUGUGUCCAUUGGGAGUGACAGAAAAAGAAAGCCUGAGACUGUCACCUACUAUAAUGUCACGAAGGUCGGGGUUCAUGUGCUGGACCAGAUGGCUCGGCAGUGGAAACGGAGGUGGCCUGUAAAAGGUGGAACACGGAGGUGGCCUGUCGCCAUGUUUUAUAACAUUCUGGAUAUGGCUGCGAUAAACGCCCAUGUCCUAUUCAAGGCCUACACCUCGAACACACUUCCGAGAAGAGCCUUCAUCCUUGAGCUUGCAAAGCAACUUUGAGAAGAAUACCUGCAAGUCAAGGCCAGUCUGACGUCUGUACCCACGGAGCCACAGCAUCCGCAAGACCUGAAAAGGAGGCAGUGCCAGACUCACACGCACUGCAAAAAAAAUAGGACUGUUGUGUCCUGCAAGGGGUGCAAGCGCCCUGUGUGUGGGAAAUGCACCGCACAGGUUGACCACUUUUGCCCCAAGUGUGUGCCUUAGGUGCAGCGGCGCUGUCAAAGGUGCUGAUCGUGCCUUUGUUCACCUGUUUGUUUGUUUCACUGCAGCAUCUGUUGUUGAGUUCUAUUGUAUAUAGUUUGUUAUGCCCACAGGUAGCCUUGUUUUUGUUGUUUUUGGUGUUGUUUUUGUUCAAACAUUUAUGUUAAUUCAGUUAUUUGUGCACGUGUGUGUGUGUGUGUGUGUGUGCGUGUGUGUGUCAGGGUGGUGGGGUGCGUGUAUGUGUUGUUCAAAUUUCCUCAAUGACGGGGAAACAAAUCUAUUGAGGAGGAGCUUCAAUAAAAAAAGUUUCCUCAUUA